Messenger RNA from Brassica napus (rape), 1008 nucleotides. Its product is annotated as disease resistance protein RBA1-like. The record is from RefSeq and is a predicted model, not a curated record. Gene Ontology annotation, biological process: signal transduction. The transcript is spliced from 3 exons. The coding region runs from base 227 to 889 and encodes 220 amino acids. Lineage: Eukaryota; Viridiplantae; Streptophyta; Magnoliopsida; Brassicales; Brassicaceae.
GUAUAAAUAUAGCUAAAGUUUGGGAACUUUCUUUUAUGAAGCACAAGGUCUUAGAACUAUUUGGGCCGGGCCUGCUUCGGCCCCUGAAUAGCUGAGCACGGCACCGACAAAGAUGACGUUAGAAAACUGACGUUGGCACCUUGAGAGGAAGAAGAAAGCGUUAUAAAAUACGUAAUAGUUUUAACAACGUUAAGUACUUAAGUUCCUGUGUUCUUGAUAUCAUACGAUGGCGAUCAUCUCUCCUACUAAGUCCCAUCAAGUGUUCUUCAACUACAGAGGAGAGCAACUGCGUCACAGCUUCGUGAGUCAUCUCACUGAUGCUUUUGAACGGCAUGGGAUUAACUUCAUCGUUGACAAAUACGAGCAGAGAGGCAAAGAUCUCAAAAAUAUCUUUGCAAGGAUCGAAGAGUCGAGCAUUGCGCUUGCCAUCUUCUCUACCAGGUAUCCUGAGUCGAGCUGGUGCAUGGAUGAGUUAGUGAAGAUGAAGAAACUAGCUGAUAAAGGGAAGAUCCAAGUCAUUCCAAUCUUUUACAAGGUGAGCGCACGAGACGUGAGGAGACAGACGGGUAAGUUUGGAGAUAAAUUCUGGAAUCUCGCCAGAGCUUCUAUUACUAGCGGAGAUCAGAUCAAGAAAUGGAAGGAAGCGUUGGAAUGUAUAUCAGGAAAGAUGGGUUUGUCGUUGAAAAACAAGAGCUGUGAAGCUGAUUUCAUCAAGGAAAUUGUGAAGGAGGUUGUGAGAGUUAUAGAAGCACCUGAACUCGAGGAAAAGGAUAAUCAUGCUGAGAAGAAAAAGAGAACGCAUCGCAGUUGCCUAUGUGAGCUUCCCCAUUUCAAGAGGAGCAAAACCCUAACAGUUUUUUUUUUCUUUUUUUUUUCUUUCUUGUUUUAACCCUAAAAGUCUAGACGUAACUGAAUUUUGUAAUUUGUCAUGUUAAAUUCUUCUCUUUAUCUAAGUGUUUUCUUUCUUUAGCAUAUAUCCAAGGCAGGAGCGGAGCUAUUCAAGGCAUA